This is a messenger RNA of Impatiens glandulifera, 1372 nucleotides long. RefSeq names its product glycosyltransferase BC10-like. Bases 67 to 1227 code for a protein of 386 amino acids. Gene Ontology annotation, cellular component: membrane. The transcript is spliced from 2 exons. Lineage: Eukaryota; Viridiplantae; Streptophyta; Magnoliopsida; Ericales; Balsaminaceae. Gene Ontology annotation, molecular function: glycosyltransferase activity. The record is from RefSeq and is a predicted model, not a curated record.
UAAUCACUCCAAAACUCUUGUCUUAUUUCACAUCAAAUCGAAAGAACAGAUGCCACGGGGAAGAAGAUGAAGAUGAUCAUGAAAACCCAUUUCAAUCCAGCAAACCUACUCUUAUUCGUCUCCGGAUUAAGUAUCGGCUUCAUAUUAACUUCAUAUCUCAACACUAACUUCUCUCUAGAUCUUCAUGUUACUCAGUUAUCUCUCUCUACAUCUCCCACUCCGACGACAUUCUCAAACCCAUCAAACGCCGGCGCCGGCGCCGUUUCAUGUUCUUCUUCAUCGGAGAACAAAACCCAUUUGGGUGGAUUAAGAGAUCAUUUGUUAGAUCAUGAUAUGAAUGAUGAAGAAUUGAUGUGGAGAGCUUCAUUGACUCCAAAGAUUAAAGCUUUACCAUUCAAAACUGUUCCCAAACUUGCUUUUUUGUUCUUGACUAGAGGACCUGUUUGGUUGUCACCUCUUUGGGAGAAGUUUUUUAAAGGGUAUGAUGGUUUAUACUCGAUUUAUGUCCAUUCACAUCCGGGUUAUAACCAAACUGAUCAUCAAGAGAGUGGUCUCUUCCAUGGGAGGAGAAUUCCUAGUAAGGAAGUUGGAUGGGGAAAAGUAAAUAUGAUCGAGGCAGAGCGUAGAUUAUUAGCUAAUGCUCUUCUCGAUUUCUCAAACAAACGGUUCAUCCUACUUUCAGAGACUUGCAUACCUUUGUUCAAUUUCUCAACAAUUUAUUCAUAUUUUAUGAACACAACUCAAAACUUCGUAGAAUCCUACGAUUUGCCUGGGCCAGUUGGCCGUGGCAGAUAUAGCCCCAAUAUGGGACCUACCAUUACGAUCGAACAAUGGAGGAAAGGGUCCCAAUGGUUUCAAAUGGACCGUGACCUUGCGCUCGAGAUCAUCUCUGACGAGAAAUUCUUUCCAAUAUUCCAAAAUUAUUGCAAGGGAUCAUGUUAUGCGGACGAACAUUAUAUGCCUACAUUUGUUAGCUCGAUGUUUUGGGUACCGAACUCGAAUAGAACUUUGACAUGGGUUGAUUGGUCUCGGGGUGGACCUCAUCCGAGCCGAUUUGUGAGGGCAGAUGUUACUGUUGAACUUUUGGAGAGAUUAAGGAAGGGAAGGAAUUGCAAAUAUAAUGAAGAGGACAACAAUAUUUGCUUUUUGUUUGCUAGGAAGUUCAUGCCAAAUACUCUUGAUAGACUAUUGAGAUUUGCCCCCAAGAUCAUGGGAUUUAAUAGAUAGCCUUCUUUGCUUGAUUUAUCAAAUCUCCAUUGUAUUAUUAUUUACUAUUUUUUAAACCAUAUUUGUUAUAUUAAUUGAACAUUAGCAUAUUGCAAAUGUAAUACAUUAAACUAAUUUAUAAUAAUAAAUAACAUCAAUAGUUUCA